AUGGAGAAAAUGUGUCUGGCAAUGAACUCCAUUCUGAUAGGAAAGCUUGGGAGGUGGUUACUUCUACUGUCGGAAUUUGAUAUACAAUACAUACCCAAGAAGGUAAUUAAGGGGAGAGCUGUGGCUGACUUCCUAGCACAAAAUCCAGUAGAUGAUAGUGAAGUAAUUGACUUUUCCUUCCCAGAUGAAGACAUUAGACUAAUAGAUAUUGGAAAGUGGAAAAUGUACCUCGAUGGUGCUGCAAAUAAAAGUGGAGCUGGUAUUGGCGUCAUUUUGGUUUCCCCAGAAGGUGAAUGGAUGCCAUUAUCCAAAAGGCUAGAUUUUUGGGCCACCAACAACAUGUCUGAAUACGAAGCUUGUAUUUUUGGAUUGGAAUCAUUGAUAUCAAUAGGAAUCGAACAUGCAGAAAUUUUUGGAGAUUCCAGUCUAGUAAUAAAACAAGUGAGAAAGGAGUGGGAAAUAAAAGAAGAAAAAUUAAAACCCUAUCUCCAAUAUACUGAAGUUCUCAAGACACAUUUUGAUGUAGCUGAAUUUAAAUAUAUCCCUAGGGAAGAAAACCAGAUAGCUGAUGCUUUAGCUGGAUUAGCUUCAGUAUGGGACGAUCUUGGAAGAUUGUUUGUCAAGCCACUGGUAAUGGUAAGGAGUAAGGUUCCAUGCUUUCAAGGUGCACGAAUAUUAGACAUCACGCAAGAUGAAAAGCCUUGGUUUCAUGAUAUUUUGAGGUUCAUGCAAGAUAAACAUUAUCCAGUAGAUGCUACCACAAAGGAUAGAAAUUUGAUUCAGAAAUUGGCUCAACAAGUUUUCUUAUUACAUGGAAAACUAUAUAAACGUCAUCAUGACUUGCACCUGUUGUGCAUAGAUGAAGAAAAAUCCAAACAACUUAUGGAGGAAGUUCAUUCGGGUGUUUGUGGACCUCAUAUGAACGAAUUGCAUAGUCUUACUUCGCCAUGGCCCUUCUCUGCUUGGGGAAUCGAUAUUAUUGGAAAAAUUCACCCGACCGCAUCAAAUGGUCACGAAUUCAUCGUGGUUGCCAUAGAUUACUUUACAAGAUGGGUGGAAGCUGAAUCCUACAAGAUAUUGGGGGCAAAACAAAUGGCUGAAUUCAUUGAAACUCACUUAAUAUGUAGAUAUGGGAUUCCACACCAUAUUGUGAGCGACAAUGGAGUACGAUUCCAAGCAGAAGUGAAACAACUAUUGCGUGAAAAUGGGAUCGAGCACCAUAUGUCUUCACCGUAUAGGCCUCAAGCUAAUGGAGCAGUGGAAGCGGCGAAUAAAAAUGUUAAAAAGAUUCUCGCUAAAAUGGUGGAGACAUACAGAGAUUGGUCAAAGAAAUUACCAUACGCCUUACACGGGUACAGAAGAACAGCAAGCACGUCAACUGGUUCAACCCCAUACUCCUUAGUAUAUGGAAUGGAGGUUGUCUUGCCUGUUGAGGUUGAAUUACAAUCACUUAGGGUGGUGUUGGAGGCUCAAGUCCCAGAAUACGAAUGGGCUUGA
This is a messenger RNA of Mercurialis annua (annual mercury), 1497 nucleotides long. RefSeq lists its product as uncharacterized. Lineage: Eukaryota; Viridiplantae; Streptophyta; Magnoliopsida; Malpighiales; Euphorbiaceae. Gene Ontology annotation, biological process: DNA integration. Gene Ontology annotation, molecular function: RNA-DNA hybrid ribonuclease activity; nucleic acid binding. The record is from RefSeq and is a predicted model, not a curated record. Bases 1 to 1497 code for a protein of 498 amino acids. The transcript is spliced from 3 exons.